UCUUCAAGGAACAUCGCGACCAGCACAUUACAUCGUAUUACAUGAUGGAAAUAAAUUUAAUGUAGAUACCCUUGUUAUAAUUAUCAACGUGGGACGCAAUCAGUUUUCUAUUCCUCCAAUAUACUAUGCGCACUCGUCCGCCAGACAAGCACGCACCAAUGCAAUUCUAAAAGGAACUUAUGAACUUCGGCCAGUGCUUCCGACGCUUGCGCAAUGUACUCCAUAUGAGUUCACAUAUUUUUCAUAUCACAUCACAUCACAUCAUAUUGAUAUCACAUCACAUCAUAUUGAUAUCACAUCACAUCAUAUUGAUAUCAAAUCACAUCAUAUUGAUAUCACAUCACAUCAUAUUGAUAUCACACCACAUCAUAUUGAUAUCAUAUCAUAUCAUAUCACAUAA
Molecule: messenger RNA, 400 nt
Organism: Ambispora gerdemannii
Lineage: Eukaryota; Fungi; Glomeromycota; Glomeromycetes; Archaeosporales; Ambisporaceae
Source: the annotation of a GenBank genome assembly